AUGUCAGAAAGAUCAGAUAUUCUUCACUUCAAGUUUGACAGUUAUGGGGAUUCGAUGUUACAGAAAAUGAACAAACUGAGGGAAGAGAACAAAUUUUGUGAUGUCGUGGUCCACAUAGAUGACGUUGAAGUUCAUGGGCAUAAAAUUGUAUUUGCUGCUGGCUCUCCCUUUUUAAGAGAUCAGUUCUUACUAAAUGACUCCAGAGAUGUAAAAAUCUCUAUACUGCAGAGUUCGGAAGUGGGGAGGCAGCUGCUUCUGUCCUGUUACAGUGGCGUUCUGGAGUUUCCUGAAAUGGAACUGGUAAACUACUUGACUGCCGCAAGCUUUCUGCAGAUGAGCCACAUUGUUGAACGAUGUACGCAGGCCCUCUGGAAGUUUAUAAAACCGAAGCAGCCGUUGGAGAGCAAGGAGUGCGAACAGCAAAGUGACUCCUCUGAGCUGAAGGACCAUCAAGGAGACGACGACUCUCUGCAGCAAGAUUCACCUUGUAUUCAGCCUUCAGAAGACAGCAUGGACAUGGAGGAUAGUGACAUUCAGAUCAUCAAGGUGGAGUCCAUUGGGGAGGUAACAGAAGUUAGGAAUAAGAAGGAUCAGAACCAGUUUAUUUCUUCUGAACAAACUGCACUGCAUUCCUCAGAGCCUCAACACUUUCUUAUCAACUCCACUGUUGAAAACCGAGCAAGUGAAAUAGAGCAAAACCACCUCCACAACUAUGCCCUUUCCUAUGCUGGCAGCGAUAACAUCAUUCUGGCCUCUAAAGAUAUGUUUGGGCCUAACAACCGAGGUAUAGACAAAGGCCUCCAGUGGCACCAUCAGUGUCCAAAGUGCACGAGAGUAUUUCGGCAUCUGGAAAACUAUGCUAAUCACUUAAAGAUGCAUAAACUAUUUAUGUGUCUACUCUGUGGCAAGACAUUCACUCAGAAAGGCAAUCUCCACCGGCACAUGAGAGUGCACGCAGGCAUCAAACCAUUCCAAUGUAAGAUCUGUGGGAAAACGUUCUCUCAGAAAUGUUCCUUACAGGACCAUCUCAACCUGCACAGUGGGGACAAGCCCCAUAAGUGCAACUACUGUGACAUGGUUUUUGCGCAUAAACCCGUUCUGAGGAAACAUCUUAAACAGCUACACGGUAAAAAUAGCUUUGACAAUGCCAAUGAAAGAAACGUUCAAGACAUAACAGUGGACUUCGAUUCAUUCACAUGUAGCGCUGCUACAGACAGUAAGGUCUGUCAGCAAGCUGAUGCAAGCCAGUGCCGGUGCCUGCCCCGCGGGACCGGCGCCAUGGCUGCCGACUCGGAGGUGCUGCACUUCCAGUUCGAGCAGCAGGGGGACGCGGUGCUGCAGAAGAUGAACCUCCUGCGGCAGCAGAACCUCUUCUGCGACGUCUCCAUUUACAUCAACGACACCGAGUUCCAGGGGCACAAGGUGAUCUUCGCCGCCUGCUCCACCUUCAUGAGGGACCAGUUCCUGCUCAACCAGUCCCGGCAGGUGCGGAUCACCAUCCUGCAGAGCGCCGAGGUGGGCAGGAAGCUGCUGCUCUCCUGCUACACCGGGGCUCUGGAAGUCAAAAAGAAGGAGCUGCUGAAAUACCUCACCGCCGCGAGUUACCUCCAGAUGGUUCACAUCGUGGAGAAGUGUACGGAAGCUUUGUCGAAAUACUUGGAAAUCGACACGUCCAUGGAGAACAGGAAUCGGGCCGCAGAGAGGUGUCAUUCCUCGGACGCUGAACUGGGAAACGGGGAGGACGUUUUGGAUAAAGACUGCGAAAUAAUCGAGAUCUCUGAAGACAGCCCGGUGACCGCGGAAUACCCCGUGAAACAGGAGAAGGGGGACAUCUCGCAGCCCGCGGUGCAGGGCUUGGUCUCGGAAAGAAAGGACACAAAAACCCCAGAAAUAUCAACAGUCGAAAUCGGAUAUAAGGACGAUGAAAUCUGUAUCUUCAGAAUGGAUUCUAUGAGCGUAGCGAAUGUAGAAAGCGAUCAUUUUCCUCAGCCUUGCACAUCCUCUAAAACAAACUUGUAUUUUCCGGAAACCCAGCAUUCCUUGAUAAAUUCCACAGUCGAAAGCAGAAAUACCGAAAUGUCAGGCAAUCACUUUCAGGCUUUUGUCAGUGACAACCCAGAAGGAACUUCUAGCCUGAUGAAUGGGUUCCAGAGCCUGGAGGAUUCUGGCAAUUCAUGGCGGCACCAAUGUCCCAAGUGUCCGAGGGGAUUUCUGCAUCUUGAGAACUAUCUCAGACAUCUAAAAAUGCACAAACUCUUCUUGUGUUUGCAGUGCGGCAAAACAUUUACGCAAAAAAAGAAUCUCAACAGACACAUCCGCGGGCACAUGGGCAUCCGCCCCUUCCAGUGCAUGGUGUGCCUGAAGACCUUCACCGCCAAGAGCACGCUUCAGGAUCACCUGAACAUUCACAGCGGUGACAGGCCCUACAAGUGCCAUUGUUGCGACAUGGACUUUAAACACAAGUCUGCUCUUAAAAAGCAUUUAACUUCUGUUCAUGGAAGGAGUAGCAGCGAAAAGCCAAACCUGAACACUGUUACGAAAGUUAAAAUAGACUAUGAUUAA
Molecule: messenger RNA, 2562 nt
Organism: Nipponia nippon (crested ibis)
Lineage: Eukaryota; Metazoa; Chordata; Aves; Pelecaniformes; Threskiornithidae
Source: RefSeq, a predicted model, not a curated record